AUGAUGCUGCUGCAGUUCUCCAGACUGACCCUGGUUAUGGGGAUCUUCUUACCCCCUCUCUCCUAUGGAUGCCCCUCUGGCUGUCGCUGCUACAGCCUUACAGUGGAGUGUGGCUCUCUGGGCAUCAAAGAAAUACCACCAAGGGUCCCGUCCACCACUCAGACCAUCUUCCUCCAGGAUAACACAAUAAUCCAGAUCCGCCUCAAGGACCUGUCUGGUCUGGGUAGACUCCAGUACCUUUAUCUUCAGAACAACAGCAUCUCGGCCCUAGAGCCCGGGGCCUUCCUCAGCCAGGGUGAGCUGCUUGAACUUGCCCUCAAUGGAAACCUUAUCCACCUGGUCACCCCUGACAUGUUCCAGGGCCUAAAACAUCUCCGUAUCCUCUACCUGGCUGGUAACCAGAUCACCCGCCUCCAGGACUACACCUUCAGGGGACUCCAGCGUCUUCAAGAAUUGCACCUUCAGGACAACAGCAUAGAGUUGCUGGGGGAGCAGGCUUUGUCUGGCCUGUCGUCUCUGGCCUUGCUGGACCUGAGCAGAAAUCACCUCCGCACACUGGGCUCCUCCACAUUCAAACCGUUGGUCAGCCUGCAGGUGCUCCGAGUUACAGAGAAUCCCUGGCGCUGUGACUGUGCUCUGGGAUGGCUCAGAACAUGGAUCAAUGAAGAGGGUCAGCGUCUGCUGAGCUCUGCUGAGCAACGCCGACUGAUGUGUUCAGAGCCGCCGCGGCUCUCCCACCUCAGCUUGGUGGAGGUAGCAGCCAACAGCCUGGUCUGCAUCCCCCCUGUGGUGCAGCUGGAGCCCAGCCACCUGACUGUGCGCCUGGGGGAGAGCCUCCGCGUUUCCUGCCAGGCCUCCGGAUACCCUCAGCCUCAAGUCACCUGGAGGAAGGCCUCCCAUGGUAAGGCCCAUUUAUCACCCCGAGGCCUGGUGCAGGAGCUAGGCCCUGAUGGGGAGAUCUUCCGGUUGGGGUCAUCUGGAGGGCUGGUGACUGCACAGCCGAUUGGCGGGGGGAGCAGGAGUGGGAGUGCAGGGGGUGUUCGCGGGCUGGUGCGUGGGACGGAGGAAGGGGGUGAACGAGACAGCUUCGACCCGGAUACAGGCAGCGGCAUGUUGUUCCUCAGCAAUGUGACUGUGGCGCAUGCCGGGCGCUAUGAAUGUGAGGCAUGGAACCCCGGUGGUGUGGCGAGGGUGACUUUCCACCUGGCUGUCAACAUGUCCUCCUCUUCCUCCUCGUCCCAGUUCUGGCCUCGAUUGAACUCACCGUCCCUUUCAUCCUCCUCGUCCAAAUCCUACUACCAACCUGAGGUUCUGGACGUGAGCCAGGAGCCCUUGUAUGAGCAGGCGAGCAUGGACUUCAAUGCCCUGGGCCCUGCCACCCAGACGGCCAUCGCUGUGGGCAUUUCCCUGCUGGCACUCACAGCCCUCCUCCUCCUCAUCAUGAUCUACACUCGUCACAAGCAGCACCAGAAAGACGAAGGUGGCUCCUUCUGUACCAGCAAGGAAGAGAGCAUCCUGUAUGUGAACGACUACUCGGACGGCCCCACCACCUUUGCCCAGCUGGAGGAGUACCGCGAUGACCACGGCCAUGAGAUGUAUGUCCUCAACCGCGCAAAGCCUGUCCUUGGGCCCAUGUCCAGCAGCUGUCCCCUGGUGAGCGGGUGCAGUCAGCAGGGGAGCAUAAAGGAGGCGCUCCUGGACCAUGAGAUGGUUCAGACACUGGCCAUAUCCGGGGGUAUGGGGCCUCGGAGAAACCCAGCUGAGGGAGGAGAGGGGCCACCACCAACAGACCCUGAGGGGCUCUUCAUCAAUCAGGGUCUUCUGUUUGGGACGCAAGUGGCCUAUGAGAUCCAUUGCUGA
Lampris incognitus (smalleye Pacific opah) is the source of this 1860-nucleotide messenger RNA. It is a transcript of the gene lrrc24, whose product is annotated as leucine rich repeat containing 24. The transcript is spliced from 4 exons. The record is from RefSeq and is a predicted model, not a curated record. Gene Ontology annotation, molecular function: protein binding. Lineage: Eukaryota; Metazoa; Chordata; Actinopteri; Lampriformes; Lampridae. Bases 1 to 1860 code for a protein of 619 amino acids.